Messenger RNA from Manihot esculenta (cassava), 1182 nucleotides. RefSeq names its product glycine-rich cell wall structural protein 1.0. The transcript has 2 exons. The record is from RefSeq and is a predicted model, not a curated record. Bases 1 to 1182 code for a protein of 393 amino acids. Lineage: Eukaryota; Viridiplantae; Streptophyta; Magnoliopsida; Malpighiales; Euphorbiaceae.
AUGUCUGCUGCUAAAUUCUCGUACGUGAUUUUUCUUGUUUUUAGCAUUUUUAGUGCUUGGAAUGGAGUUGGAAGUGGAAGGGACGUAGAAGAUGAGAGCAGCUAUGGAGGUCCAAAUGGGGGGAACUCUGAUCAUGAUUAUAUUGACGACUAUUGCUAUCGGAAUUGGCGAAGCUGUGGAAGUUUUUUUGGAAAAGGUGGCGGAGGUUUUGGUAACCAACGUGAAAGAGGUGGUCUUGGCAGUGGUGGAGUCGGUGAAGGUAUAGGACAAGCAGCUGGAGGAGUAGGAGGAGGUGGUGGAGGUGGUGGUGGUGGUGGAGAAGCAGGUGAUGGGUAUGGACAUGGUGAAGGCUAUGGAGCUGGAGCUGGAGCUGGUUUAGGAGGUAAUGGAGGUGGUGGAGGUGGUGGAGAAGGGGGUGGUAGUGGAGAUGGGAUUGGUGGAGGGUCUGGUCAUGGUAGUGGACAUGGGGCUGGAGGAGGUAUUGGAGGGGGAGAUAAUGCUGGUAUUGGUGGUGGUGGAGGAGGAGGAGGUGGGGAAGGUGGCGGAGGUGGCAAUGCAGGUUCUGGUGAAGGGUUUGGUCAUGGGAGCGGCUUUGGUGUUGGAGCUGGCGUAGGUGGUGCUGGAGGAGGUGGGGGUGGUGGGGGCGGCAGUGGAGGAGGUAGUGGAAGUGCUUCCAAUGGAGGGUAUGGUCAUGGUAGCGGUUUCGGCGCAGGUGGUGGUGUAGGUGGUAAUAAAGGCGGAGGAGGUGGGGGAGGAGGCGGAGGCGGAGGCGGAGGUGGUGGUAGUGGAGGAGGAGGGGGAGGGGGAGGGGGAGGGGGAGGUGGUGGUUAUGGUGGAGCAGGGUAUGGCAGAGGCUAUGGUGGAGGUUUCGGGACAGGCAGUUUCGGUGGAGGAGGAGGAGGCGGAGGGGGUGGAGGUGGAGGUGGAGGUGGGGGUGGGGGUGGUGAAGGAUAUGGACAUGGAGAAGGCGGAGGUGGAGGUGGAGGUGGGGUUGGUGAAGGAUAUGGACAUGGAGAAGGCGGAGGUGGAGGUUUUGGGGCAGGCAGCGGCGAGAAUGGUGAAGGUGCAGGUAUAAGCGGUGGGAGAGGUCACAAUGGAAUUGGGAUGGGAUUUGGAAUGGGGAUUGGGUUUGGUUUUGGUUUAGGAAAUGAUGCUGCUACUGGGAAUAGCGACCAUCCUUAG